CGCGCGCGGCGGCCGGCCCGGUGGUGGUGGUUGUGGUAGUGGUAGAGAAGGAAGCGGCGGCCGCAGCAGGAGGGGCCGCGACGGCAGGGGAGUGUCAGCAGAAGCAGCGGCGGCAGCGGCGGAAACGGAAGCAGCGGCAGGAGGAGGAGGAAGAGGCGGGCGGAGAGGAGGCGGUGGCGGCGGCAACGGCAGCGGCGCGCGCGCCUGCCUAGUCCCGGUCGCGAGGAGGAGGCGGUGGAGGAGGAUGUGGCGCGCGGAGGGGAAAUGGCCGCCGAAAACAAGCCGGAAGAUGAUCAUGGGAACAGCAAUGGAAGUCAUGUAAAAAUCUUUUUACCGAAAAAGCUGCUUGAAUGUCUACCAAAAUGUUCCAGUUUACCAAAAGAGAGGCACCGUUGGAACACUAAUGAGGAAAUUGCCGCGUAUCUAAUAACAUUCGAAAAGCAUGAAGAAUGGCUAACGACAUCCCCUAAAACCAGGCCUCAGAAUGGCUCCAUGAUCCUAUACAACAGGAAGAAGGUGAAAUACAGGAAAGAUGGAUAUUGCUGGAAAAAACGGAAAGAUGGGAAGACCACCCGAGAGGACCACAUGAAGCUGAAGGUGCAAGGAGUGGAGUGCCUCUAUGGCUGUUACGUCCAUUCCUCAAUCAUCCCCACGUUCCACAGAAGGUGCUACUGGCUUCUUCAGAACCCUGACAUCGUGCUGGUGCACUACUUGAAUGUACCCGCCAUAGAGGACUGUGGGAAGCCGUGCGGCCCCAUCCUUUGCUCCAUAAACACCGACAAGAAAGAGUGGGCCAAAUGGACAAAAGAGGAGCUGAUUGGCCAGCUGAAACCAAUGUUUCAUGGCAUCAAGUGGACAUGCAGCAAUGGGAACAGCAGUUCGGGGUUCUCAGUGGAGCAGCUGGUGCAGCAGAUCCUGGACAGUCACCAGACCAAACCACAGCCUCGGACGCACAAUUGCCUUUGCACUGGCAACUUGGGCGCAGGUAGCAGCGUGCACCACAAAUGCAAUAGUGCCAAACACCGCAUCAUAUCACCAAAGGUUGAACCGAGGUCAGGCGGGUACAGCGCCCACUCCGAGGUGCAGAACAAUGACGUCUCCGAAGGCAAGAACGAGCACAGCCACGGCAAGUCCUCCAGCAGGGAGAAGAGGAACGGCAAAGUGGCAAAGCCGGUGCUUCUCCACCAGAACAGUACGGAGGUCUCCUCGACCAAUCAGGUUGAAGUUCCUGACACUACCCAGAAUUCUCCUGUGUCCAUCAGCAGCGGCCUGAACAGUGAUCCAGAUGUGGCAGACAGUCCAGCAGUCACCGGGGUCUCCAGCAUGGCCGUGGCCUCAGUGAUGGGCAACUUGUCACAGAGCGCCACGGUCUUCAUGUCGGAUGUUACCAGCGAGGGUGUCUACACCAUGUCGCCCACCACUGGCCCAAAUCAGCACCUCCUCGCCUCAGACACUGCUGCACAAGGACUGGUACUGGCUGUGAGUUCAGACGGCCACAAGUUUGCCUUCCCAACGGCCAGCAGCUCGGAGGGUCUUUCCAUGUUGCCUGCCAGUGUCUCUGAAGAGCUGGUGCUCUCUACGACGCUCGACAGCAGCAGGAAGAUCCCAGAAACCACCAUGAAUUUUGACCCGGACUGCUUCCUUAACAAUCCCAAGCAGGGACAGACGUACGGAGGAGGGGGGCCCAAAGGAGACACCAACAUCAGGCAGUCGCCCACGACGGAACGCGGGUUCAACUUCAGCACGGCCCUCACCAAGGAGAUUAAAACCGAGGACACAUCCUUUGAGCAACAGAUGUCCAAAGAGGCCUUCUCUUCCUCUUCGUCGUCCAAUUCGCUCACCCUCACAACCGGUUCCAGUUUGCUUCCUUCCGGAGGAGGCCUGAGCCCAAGCACCACCUUGGAGCAAAUGGACUUUAGUGCGAUUGACUCCAACAAGGAUUACUCCUCCAAUUUCAAUCAGGCCGUCCAGAGUCCCCACGUCCAUCAGACCCCUUCCCCUAGCUUCUUCCUACAAGACACAAGCAAACCUCUCCCCCUAGAGCAAAACACCCACAGCAACUUGAGCGACACGAGCGGUUCCUUCGUCAACCCUCUCGGGCUCUCCAAUGUGAAGACAGAGGCCUCCUCCCAAAACACCUCCAACUGCAAUGGCACAGUGGAGGCCCGGAUCGAGUCCACCUCUUCGCUUCAGCUCAUGCAGUUCCAGGCAAACUUUCAGACCAUGGCGGCGGAAGGGGAAGUUCCCAUGGAGACCUCACCGCAGGCGGAAGGGAAUGAGAAUCUGCUGAAAUCAGGGGACCUCCAGACCUGCAGCACAGAGCACUAUAUGCAGCCUGAAGCCAACGGCACCUUGAGAAACGGGAGCAACCUGCCCAUUCUCCAAGGGAACAUGGUGCAAGGCCUCUACCCUGUCGCCCACCCGAGCUUAAACAACACCUCCAACAUGGAGCUGAGCUUGGACCACUUCGACAUCUCCUUUAGCAACCAGUUUUCCGACCUUAUUAAUGAUUUCAUCUCGGUGGAAGGUGGGAGCAACACCAUUUACGGGCACCAGCUGGUAUCGGGGGAGAGCGCUGGGCUGUCGCAGCAGGAAGACGGGAACCGGGCUUCCUACAGCCAGGCGGAGAUGUGCAUUCCGUGCUGCAGCCCCCAGCAAGCCAACCUGCAUCUCAGCAGCACAGAGAAUGGGGCCAGUGCCAUGGCGUACAUGCAUGUGACAGAGGUGGUGUCAGCGGCCGCCACGCAAGGCACACUCGGGAUGCUCCAGCAGAGCGGGCGCCUCUUCAUGGUGACAGAUUACUCGCCAGAGUGGUCUUACCCUGAGGGGGGCGUGAAGGUGCUUAUCACAGGCCCAUGGCAGGAAGCCAGCAAUAACUACAGCUGUCUGUUUGAUCAGAUCUCUGUGCCUGCUUCCUUAAUACAGCCAGGGGUGCUGCGCUGUUACUGCCCAGCUCAUGACACCGGGCUAGUCACUCUGCAAGUUGCCUUCAACAACCAGAUCAUCUCCAAUUCGGUGGUCUUUGAGUACAAAGCGAGGGCAUUGCCGACGCUGCCUUCCUCCCAGCACGACUGGCUGUCCCUGGAUGAUAACCAGUUCAGAAUGUCUAUCCUGGAACGGCUGGAGCAAAUGGAGCGAAGGAUGGCCGAGAUGACUGGGACGCAGCAGCACAAGCAAGGAGUAGGAGGGAGCAACGGCAGCGGCAAUGGAGGUAGUCAAGCACAGUGUGUCUCAGGGGCGGCCGGCUUGGGGAACUGCUUUGAAAGCCGUGUGGUGGUUGUGUGUGAGAAGAUGAUGAGCCGUGCCUGCUGGGCCAAAUCCAAGCACCUCAUCCACUCCAAGACUUUCCGGGGAAUGACCCUCCUGCACUUAGCAGCUGCCCAAGGCUAUGCUACCCUCAUCCAGACCCUCCUCAAAUGGCGCACGAAGCAUGCUGACAGCAUCGACCUGGAGCUGGAAGUUGACCCCUUGAAUGUGGACCAUUUCUCCUGCACUCCACUGAUGUGGGCAUGCGCCUUGGGCCACAUGGACGCAGCUGUGGUCCUGUACAAGUGGGACCGCCGUGCCAUCUCUAUCCCCGACUCCCUUGGGAGGUUGCCCCUGGCUAUUGCCCGGUCCCGGGGCCACGUGAAACUGGCCGAGUGCCUUGAGCAGCUGCAGCGGGAGGAGCAAGCCCAACUCCAGCAAGACCCCCGGAUCCCCUCUCCUUCAAACGAGGAGCCCAGCAGUGAGACCUGGAUCACACAGUGGCACAGCGAGAUUGUUGCCGCUCAAGAGCCCCACAGGGGAGUCACCGUGAUUUCCAACUGCAAUACAGAGCUGAGACGGCCUCGGUCUGAGCCCUCCAGUUACUACAGCAGUGAGAGUCAGAAGGAUUACCCAGCACCCAAAAAACACAAACUGAACCCUGACUAUUUCUCUGCUCGGCAAGAGAAGCUUCUUUCCACAGCACUCAGCCUGGAGCAGCCGAGUGCCCGGAAGCUAAGUUCCAGUGCUAAGCAAUCCAUCCCUGAGACAAUCGGCCCCAGGCAAGGGGUGAGAGACUAUGCUCGGGAGCUUGUCCCGGAUGUGGCCGGGUACCGCAGUUCCAGUGGGCAGGCAGGGAUCAAAUGGAACCCAAAGGAAGCUUAUGGUGGUGUCUCUGCCGUGCAGAUGACAGGCAGCCCUAAAGGGCUGGUUCUAGGGAAGGACUUGGGGGCCCAGCGGUUGCGUCAGCGGGAACAGAUGAACAUGUUGAUGAUGGCGGACCGGGAGAUGGCAGAAGCUGAACUGCUCUCCUUCCGGAACAGUUCAGAAAGCGAGGACUGCUUGCACCACAUGGACGAUCUGCAAGUGACCAUGAUGACUCUAGCAGAGCACAUCAUUGAAGCCACACCAGAGAGGAUCAAGCGGGAAAACUUUGUGCCAAUGGAGACGCCACUGGUAGAGAGGACGGAGAGUGCUGCCAUUAGCACCUCAAUGAGCUGGCUGGCCAGUUACCUUGCGGAUGUUGACCAUUUACCAAGUGCUGCUCAAAUAAGAAGUCUGUAUAGUGGAACCCUGACCCCUUCUUCCAACACCAGCCUGAGCCCUGCAAGCUCACCAGUCAAUGAAAUGGCUUUUGAAAAGCCCAGCCUCCCUUCAGCGACUGACUGGUCGGAAUUCCUAAGCGCCUCCACCAGUGAGAAAGUUGAAAAUGAGUUUGCGCAGCUGACCCUCUCCGACCACGAGCAGAGAGAACUCUACGAAGCUGCCAAACUUGUCCAGACAGUCUUCAGGAAAUAUAAGGGACGGCCCCUCCGGGAACAACAGGAAGUGGCCGCUGCUGUCAUUCAGCGUUGUUACCGAAAAUACAAGCAGUAUGCACUUUAUAAGAAGAUGAUUCAAGCUGCCAUCCUGAUCCAGAGCAAAUUCCGAAGCUAUUAUGAGCAGAAGAAAUUCCAGCAGAGCCGGCGAGCCGCUGUGCUGAUCCAGCAGUUCUACCGCAGCUACAAAGAAUGUGGCAAGAGGAGGCAAAGUCGCAGGACGGCUGCCCUCGUGCAGCAAAAGCUCAGAAGCAGCUUGCUCACCAAGAAGCAGGACCAAGCUGCUCGCAAAAUCAUGCGGUUUUUACGACGCUGUCGCCACAGCCCUCUGGUGGACCAUAGGCGGUACAAAAGGAGUGAAAGAAUUGAGAAAGGCCAAGGAACCUGAAGAUAGAGACGGCAGCAUCCCGUAGCAA
This is a messenger RNA of Gekko japonicus, 5200 nucleotides long. It is a transcript of the gene CAMTA1, whose product is annotated as calmodulin binding transcription activator 1. The transcript has 22 exons. Gene Ontology annotation, biological process: regulation of transcription by RNA polymerase II. Gene Ontology annotation, cellular component: nucleus. Lineage: Eukaryota; Metazoa; Chordata; Lepidosauria; Squamata; Gekkonidae. Gene Ontology annotation, molecular function: protein binding; transcription coregulator activity; double-stranded DNA binding. The coding region runs from base 265 to 5172 and encodes 1635 amino acids. The record is from RefSeq and is a predicted model, not a curated record.